AUGAACACCUUCGAGCAGCCCAUUCCAUUCCAGCCCACACUCUACAGAGCAGCUCCAAUCCCUCCUCCACGCAGCUCGAGCGCAAUCCGGAGUCUGACCUCUCAAAUUGCACUCCACUCGCCAUCCAGGCCCUUACCCGAACAACCCACCGUUCCUGUUUCAGAGUCUCAAGAAGCACAGUCCCAAAGACCCAACUCCUUCUACGCAGAGGCCGACUUUGAAGACACCCCUCCUGCAACACAAACCGAUGCGUAUGAAAAUGAUAUCGAUGUGUACGCAGAAAUGUCUCAGGAACCUGUUAACGACUAUGCAAACGAGGAACAGGAGCAGUACAACGAACAACGUCAUGAAGAGGAUGGCCAAAAUUAUCACCAGCACCAAGGCGAGAACAGCUACAACACACUCCAACAACAAUCGGAACCAGAGUUCUCGGCUGAGGCGCUGAUCCGCCCAGUGGCAGCACUGAUGCAACUUGAUCUCGCGGGCGAGCUCAUUUACUUCAGAGACCGGUUUGCGGACCUCCAGCAGGGUCAACCUGGUUUCGAACAAGAGCGAUCUGCUCUUCUUGAGCUUGAGCGAUCGACGGAGGCUUUGAUGACCUCGCGCAAGGCGCUGACCGAGAAGCAGCGUCAGCUCCUCCUCCUCCACAUCAACGACAACCAACGGCCAAACUUGCAGAAUGAGGUGGUCCAAUUGACGACAGAAUGCCGGGCCAUGGAACACCAAUGGCGCACCGGGAAAGAAACCUACCACCGCGAUUAUGUCGUAGUAGCCGCAAAGGCUGCCGCCGCCGCGGCUGCCAAAGCCAACGCCGAGCUCAAAGCCCAAACAGAGAAAGGUAUCGCGGUCUUGAAGGGUCAGAUUGCCAACCUGCAAAGACAACUAGAUGCCGUCGCGGCCAGGAGAUCUCAGAUGCUGUUUGCUACCCAGGGAGCCGCCUAA
Linnemannia hyalina is the source of this 942-nucleotide messenger RNA. Lineage: Eukaryota; Fungi; Mortierellomycota; Mortierellomycetes; Mortierellales; Mortierellaceae. The record is from the annotation of a GenBank genome assembly.